Messenger RNA from Chrysemys picta bellii (western painted turtle), 903 nucleotides. The record is from RefSeq and is a predicted model, not a curated record. Lineage: Eukaryota; Metazoa; Chordata; Testudines; Emydidae.
CUGACCCACAGCCCCUGCUAGCCCAACCCUGCCACCCCCCAGCUCUGCCAGUGCCCCUCACUCCUGACCCAUAGCCCCCUGCUGGCCCAGUCUUGGGCUCCCCCCAGCUCCGCUGGUGCCCUCAGCCCCUCUUGUGACAUGGGGCAGGAAGUCAGGCUGUGAUCAGCUGUUCACUGCUGUGGUUUGGUGACUGGCUCACACUGCAGGGACCGAGUGGAAACGUUCUCUGCCCGUUUCUCUCCCUGGAACCCCCGGGAAGUCGCAGCCGCCAGAGGUCCCCCCUCCCCUGAGGCUCCUGCUGCCCAGACCCCGUGACAUGGCUGAGGACCCAGAUGGCAGCAGGGCCCCCCUGCUGCCAGGCAUUGUGGAGUCCCCUGUGCACCCUGCCCUGAGCUUCCUGGGGAAGGUGGUGGUCUCGGCGCUGCCCAUUGCCAGCAUUGUCAUCGGAGCCGUGUACCUGGGCCAGUGCCCCCGCCAGUCCCUGCUGCCCUAUUACCUGCUGGUGGGGGGCAGCACCGUCCUGCUGUUCCUACUGCUGACCUGCCUGCCCUGCGGGGAUGGGACGGACCCCCCUCAGCUGAGCCCUGGCGCCCGUGGCUGGAGGGCGGUUUUCCUGCUCUUCCUCUUCGUGUGGUUCAUCGCUGGUAACAUCUGGGUCUACUCCAUCUACCCCCCAGAGUACAAGGACCCCCACAAUCCGCGUUUCUGCCACCGCCUCCUCUACCUCUUCGCCUUCUGGGUCACCACGCUGGUGUACGUAGGGCUGGGGGUCGCGUUGCUGGCUGCUCUCGGCAUCCUGGGCUGCCUCGUGCUGCUGCGGGCGCGGCUGCCCUGGCUGCAGCGGCGAGACACGUACCCCUAGCUGGGGGGAGACAGUGGGGUUAAUAAAGGCCUGGAACACGG